AUGGAUGUGGGGAUAAGGAUGGCAGGUUCGUUUGGGGUAUUUCUUUUAGGAAAUACCUGUGCAGUAGGAGAAAAGCAGAGAACUGUUUUCGGAGGCUUAAGUCCGGGUGUGUUUGUGUACUUGGUAGCUUUGCCUGAGGGCAAAAAGGUUUCUGGUGCUGCUGGCCAGAUCCAGGCACUGUCCGUGGUUCUGAAAGAUUGCAGUCCUCCCAAGGAAAUGAAUAAACAACCAGCGAACAGCCUGGAGGCAGCGGGGCCGGGCCACCGGGAUAGCCCUCAAGCACCUAGGACCAGCCCUGAGCAGGAGCUGCCUGCCGCGGCCCCCUCGGCCGCCGCCGCCCAGCCGCCACGUGUGCCCAGGUCGGCUUCCACCGGCUCCCAAACUUUCCAGUCUGCGGAUGGUAAAGCCUGCGACGCCCAGCAGUCCGGGGUAGGGCUGUGUAAACUCAGCAGCCCCCGGGCACAGGCGACCUCCGCGGCCCUCCGGGACCUAAACGAAGGGCACAGCGCACAGGCCAACCCCCCUUCCGGGGCGGCUGGGCCGGGCAACGCGCUGCAUUGCAAGAUUCCAGCUCUCCGUGGCCCGGAGGAGGACGCGAACGUGAGUGUGGGCAAGGGCACCCUGGAGCACAACAAUACCCCAGCCGUGGGCUGGGUGAACAUGAGCCAGAGCACCGUGGUGUUGGGGACGGAUGGCAUCGCGUCCGUGCUCCCGGGCAGCGUGGCCACCACUGCCGUACCGGAGGACGAGCAAGGGGAUGAGAAUAAGGCCCGAGGGAACUGGUCCAGCAAACUGGACUUCAUCCUGUCCAUGGUGGGGUACGCAGUGGGGCUGGGCAAUGUUUGGAGGUUUCCCUACCUGGCCUUCCAGAACGGGGGAGGUGCUUUCCUCAUCCCCUACCUGAUGAUGCUAGCGCUGGCUGGCUUGCCUAUCUUCUUCCUAGAGGUGUCACUGGGCCAGUUUGCCAGCCAGGGCCCUGUGUCUGUGUGGAAGGCCAUCCCAGCUCUGCAGGGCUGCGGCAUUGCGAUGCUCAUCAUCUCUGUCCUCAUAGCCAUUUACUACAAUGUGAUCAUUUGCUACACACUCUUCUACCUGUUUGCCUCCUUUGUGUCUGUGCUGCCUUGGGGCUCCUGCAACAACCCAUGGAACACACCAGAAUGCAAAGACAAAACCAGACUUUUACUAGAUUCCUGUGUCAUCACUGACCAUCCCAAGAUACAGAUCAAGAACUCCACUUUUUGCAUGACUGCCUAUCCAAACUUGACAAUGGUUAACUUCACCAGCCAGGCCAAUAAGACGUUCGUCAGUGGUAGCGAAGAGUACUUCAAGUACUUUGUGCUGAAGAUUUCUGCAGGGAUUGAAUAUCCAGGCGAGAUCAGGUGGCCCUUGGCCUUCUGCCUCUUCUUGGCGUGGGUGAUUGUGUAUGCUUCGCUGGCAAAAGGAAUUAAGACAUCAGGAAAAGUGGUGUACUUCACAGCCACGUUCCCCUAUGUUGUGCUGGUCAUCCUCCUCAUUCGAGGAGUCACCCUGCCUGGAGCUGGAGCUGGCAUCUGGUACUUCAUCACACCCAAGUGGGAGAAACUCACGGAUGCCACGGUGUGGAAGGAUGCUGCUACUCAGAUUUUCUUCUCCCUGUCUGCGGCCUGGGGAGGACUCAUCACUCUUUCUUCUUACAACAAAUUCCACAACAACUGCUACAGGGACACGUUAAUUGUAACCUGCACCAACAGUGCCACUAGCAUCUUUGCUGGGUUCGUCAUCUUCUCUGUCAUCGGCUUCAUGGCCAACGAACGCAAAGUCAACAUUGAGAAUGUGGCUGACCAAGGGCCAGGCAUUGCAUUUGUGGUUUACCCAGAAGCCUUAACCAGGCUGCCUCUCUCUCCAUUCUGGGCCAUCAUCUUUUUCCUGAUGCUUCUCACUCUUGGACUUGACACUAUGUUUGCCACCAUUGAGACCAUCGUGACCUCCAUCUCGGAUGAGUUCCCCAAGUACCUGCGCACACACAAGCCUGUGUUCACCCUGGGCUGCUGCAUCUGUUUCUUCAUUAUGGGAUUUCCGAUGAUCACACAGGGUGGAAUCUACAUGUUUCAGCUUGUGGACACUUAUGCUGCCUCCUAUGCCCUUGUCAUCAUUGCCAUAUUUGAGCUUGUUGGCAUCUCCUAUGUGUAUGGCUUGCAGAGGUUCUGUGAAGACAUUGAGAUGAUGAUUGGAUUCCAGCCCAACAUUUUCUGGAAAGUCUGCUGGGCGUUUGUCACACCAACUAUUUUAACCUUUAUUCUUUGCUUCAGCUUCUACCAGUGGGAGCCCAUGACCUAUGGCUCUUACCGCUACCCUAACUGGUCCAUGGUGCUCGGAUGGCUGAUGCUCGCUUGCUCUGUUAUCUGGAUCCCGAUUAUGUUUGUGAUAAAAAUGUAUCUGGCUCCUGGCAGAUUUAUUGAGAGGCUGAAGUUGGUAUGCUCACCACAGCCAGACUGGGGCCCGUUCUUAGCUCAGCACCGUGGGGAGCGCUACAAGAAUAUGAUCGACCCCCUGGGGACCUCAUCCCUGGGACUCAAGCUGCCAGUGAAGGAUUUGGAACUGGGCACCCAGUGCUAG
Molecule: messenger RNA, 2595 nt
Organism: Psammomys obesus (fat sand rat)
Lineage: Eukaryota; Metazoa; Chordata; Mammalia; Rodentia; Muridae
Gene: Slc6a5
Product: solute carrier family 6 member 5
Exons: 16
Coding region: 1-2595 (864 amino acids)
Biological process (GO): sodium ion transmembrane transport; synaptic transmission, glycinergic; glycine import across plasma membrane
Cellular component (GO): membrane
Molecular function (GO): glycine:sodium symporter activity
Source: RefSeq, a predicted model, not a curated record